Messenger RNA from Amoebophrya sp. A25, 1433 nucleotides. The record is from the annotation of a GenBank genome assembly. Lineage: Eukaryota; Dinophyceae; Syndiniales; Amoebophryaceae.
CGAAUCUUCGAAGUGCGUCUUCAGGUACAACUGUGGGAGGACCACCUUUUCCUAGUACAACUGUGGGAGGAUCCUCUCCACCCGACCGCAGAGUCUUGAAGAAACGUCUGUUGCGAAACCUAUAUCGGGACCCUAUUUUCUUUGCGUUUCCGAAAGCCGAGAACAAAGAUCGCAUGGUGGCUUCUCUGGCGAUUCAAGGGUUGGACGAGGUUGGACGCCGCUUGGAGUUAUGGACCAGCAAGAUCUAAUGUGUAACUGCUGGAGAAUGAACGGAGCAUCCAAAUCUCUCUGACUUUGAUUCACCUCCACAAUAUUAGGUCUAUCCCGUGCAACAAUAUAUGACUUUGAUUCUAACCCAAGCCGCGACUUUACUGAGGGAUUUUGAUCAGUGGGAGAAGCGAGAACAGUGGAAAAAAGAGCUGGAAGGGAUGCGAUUGGAACGAAAGAUAGAAGAGGAUCAGCAGAGCCUGAUCUCGAGCUUCAUCGGGAGUCAUAGAGGCAGAGGCCAUCAACAUCGUUUUGGAAGAGCACGGCGUGAAAUAGGAUCGAAUUAAGGCAACAAAAGGCGCUGACGCAUCCUUAGAAGUAUCAUGAUGAUCCUUGAUGGUAGUUCUUUUUUUUCUAUAGUUGAAAAGCGGAGAGGUGGUUUAGGCCCAGCGGCGCUCAAAGCACUAAAUAAAACAACCGGUUAGUUUUUACCUCUAGCGUGUAGCCCUUCAAAGAGUCGAUAGUUGAAAAGCGGAAGAUGUGAGCGCGGCAGUUCUAAUCAAAGCAACUACAUGCUGGAGGAGGUGCAUCGAAGCAAACUGCCCUUUCUAGUCUAGCAUCAGAGCAGACAGCCCUAGGCAUGACAGCGUCAAAGCAGAUCGCAAGUCGAUCUGGUGUGCCUUCCAAAGAAAGCAGACAGCUUGGAUCCAAGCAGACGGUUACAUCUUCUCCGUCAAAACAGACAGUGCUUUCUCCGUUGAAGCAACUAGUUGUAGAGGGAGGUGCUGUUGUUUCGCCAUCGUCGAAGCAAAGUGCUGGUUAUCACCAGUCUUCAGGAUCAAAGCAAAUUGUAGCCCUUCAAGUACAACACCAUUCUGCAAGCAAACAAACGGUCCUAUCGUCCCAUGGCGCAGCAUCAACUUUGCAUGGCUUAGACCAGCAAAAUAACUAUGGAGAUUUUCACGGUCAGGACGUGCCACUUCUUGGCUCGUGGUAUGACCGUUCGGUCCUUCGAUUUGCGGCGUCGCCGUCGAGUGCACAAACUUGCUUUGAAACGGUAGCUAGAGUGGCGGCUGCUGUCGAGCGACGGCACAGUACCGACUACGUCGCUUUAGAUGUGACGAUUGAUAAUACGACACCUUCCACCUCCUCUCGGAGUCAACAAGGUGGAUCAGAUAACCCUACGACCACCGCCUCCUUCGCAAGACAACACCCCAAUAGCCUCC